GUUUUACUUUUACGAAUUUAAAAUUUUUGCUUUGUUAUUUAAAUGUAUAUGUUCUAAUAUUUGUUGUUUACCAUUUUUAAUAGCAAGUCUUAUUCUCGUGGUCGUCGGAGGUUGUGGGUUAGGAGCGGAGUUCGUGGGCUAGGAGCGCGCCAAGUAAGAAUCUACUCGGCACCCAACAAAUUCUCGUGGUCAUCGGAGGUCGUGGGUUAGGAGCGGAGUUUGUGGUUAGGAGCGCGCCAAGUAAGACUCUACCCGGCACCCAAAUGAAUCCAGAUGAAGAAAAUUUCGAUGAUGACAAUGUCGAUGAUGACAUUGAUGAUAUUCCACCACCACCGGGUGUCGGACGCGGAGGACGCGGACGCGGGGGACGUAGACGUGCUUUACCCCGUCGCGUUGUUCGGAAUCGAUACUUGGAGGGUAUGCCAAAGUCUCGAACUGUAGAUGGUGUGGAAGAGGAGUACGACUCCUACGACGACGAUGAUGACCACGAGGACGAGGAAAUUGCCGAUAUUGCACUUCUAGUUCCUCAAAAUGAAUUGUUGGUUGACCGGUAUGGUAGACCCAUCAUCAUGCCAUAUACCACCACAGAUUUGCAACCCCAAAAUGCGGCGACGAAGACAAUCAAUUAUGCAUUGAAAUCCAAAUUCCAAGCUCCAUAUCUCAACUGGACGGAGGUCAAGGCAGAUGAGCGUGGAUAUCAACAAUUUUGGAAUGGCUUCAGGUCACAAGUAACUUGGCUAAAUCACCACACAGCGGCUAUUGAGGCUAUAUUCAACAAAAAAAGCCACCAAGCGUCUGUCGACCUUACUUUUUGAAGCGCGGAAAAAGGUUAAAAAGGAUCCUUCAAAACCACCACUUUGGCUCGCUGGUAAUUCAUACCCUAUGUUGUGCCUCAGAUGGGAAGAGGAAGAGUAUAAGGCAAAGUGU
This is a messenger RNA of Trifolium pratense (red clover), 927 nucleotides long. RefSeq lists its product as uncharacterized. Lineage: Eukaryota; Viridiplantae; Streptophyta; Magnoliopsida; Fabales; Fabaceae. Bases 264 to 815 code for a protein of 183 amino acids. The record is from RefSeq and is a predicted model, not a curated record. The transcript is spliced from 5 exons.